This is a messenger RNA of Dioszegia hungarica, 705 nucleotides long. Its product is annotated as mitochondrial 18 KDa protein-domain-containing protein. Gene Ontology annotation, cellular component: mitochondrion. The record is from RefSeq and is a predicted model, not a curated record. The transcript is spliced from 7 exons. NCBI's taxonomy places the organism in Eukaryota, Fungi, Basidiomycota, Tremellomycetes, Tremellales, Bulleribasidiaceae. Gene Ontology annotation, biological process: mitochondrial fission. Bases 1 to 705 code for a protein of 234 amino acids.
AUGUCCACCCAAGCUCCCCUCAGCCCACCUCCGCGCUCCGUCCCUCAGGUCGCUUCCAACGAGGCCCGCAAAGUCGAGAAUGCCUCAAGCAAUACUCUCGAGGAACUCGUCGAUGAGAAUGCCGACUCGACAGACUCCAACUUGCGAUAUACUGCAUAUCUGAGGCGGAUAACGGAUAUCGCCCGUUCAGCACAGAGAUAUACAGCCUACACUAGCGACAUUGGCGAGGCCUUCCGGCCAGUCGUACCUCCCUCUCUUGUCACCGCCGCAUACGGUAUCUCCUGGGCGUACCUCAUCGGAGAUGUCAGCUUCACGACCUACAAGGCCCGCGAGCUCGGCCCGUCCCCGCUCGAAGCAGCCAACAUGUCCGAGCCGACCCGUCUCGGUCUCGUCGCCGUCAAGCGGUCCAUCUUCCAGGGUGUCGCCUCGAUGGCUCUGCCCGCAUUCACCAUCCACACGGCUGUCAAGCAAGCGUCGAAAGCUUUGAUCAACAGCAAGAAUAUCACGCUGAAGCGGUGGGGACCGACCGCUGUCGGUAUUGGGAUUGUCCCGGCUCUGCCAUACCUCUUUGAUCACCCUGUCGAGACUGCCGUAGACUGGGGAUUCGAAAAGGUCGAGCAAAAGUGGUUUAGCGCAAAUCACCCGAACCUCCCUGUGCCCAGUAACGACCCAAACGUCCUUCCCAAUGUCAAACGGGACCUAUGA